Messenger RNA from Papilio machaon (common yellow swallowtail), 3525 nucleotides. RefSeq names its product nuclear pore complex protein Nup133 (gene Nup133). Gene Ontology annotation, biological process: protein import into nucleus; transcription-dependent tethering of RNA polymerase II gene DNA at nuclear periphery; poly(A)+ mRNA export from nucleus. Gene Ontology annotation, molecular function: protein binding; structural constituent of nuclear pore. Bases 100 to 3525 code for a protein of 1141 amino acids. The record is from RefSeq and is a predicted model, not a curated record. Gene Ontology annotation, cellular component: nuclear pore outer ring. Lineage: Eukaryota; Metazoa; Arthropoda; Insecta; Lepidoptera; Papilionidae. The transcript is spliced from 21 exons.
GUCAAAAGCAAAUGCUAUAUUAACGGUCGUUUGUUAGAAUUUUAGAAACAAAAACUAAAAUAUUCAUAUUGUCUGCAGUUUUAAUUAUAAAUAACCAAAAUGGAUUUCAACAGUACAGGCGGGAUUAGAAGUCCAUUUUCACCUAGGGUUAAACAAUCCAUUACAGGAAGAAGACCAAUUGGAUUGUCGUCUGCCAAAAAAUCACAAAGUAACUACAUGCAGUCUCCGGGAGCACAGAAGUCAGGAGAUGUGAUCUACAAGACACCGCUGAUCACAUUAGAGACCUAUGGACUGCCUCUGCCUGUCAUGGUCACAGAAGCUCUCACUUUUGCAAGUGGCGAGGUGAGCGCGCGCAUGUCUACCUGCGGCUGGUGCUGGGUGGUGGCGGGCAGACGAGUGUUGGCCUGGCCCAAUAGGCCCGAGCUGGCCGCCGCCGCGCGGGACCUCACGCUGCCACAGACCGACCUCGCGCACAAGGCCGAUCUUGUUGUACUCUUCUACGAAGAUGAUGCACAGCUGCCAUCUUGUAUAGGGGUGUCACCGGAGGGAGUGAUCCGGUACUGGCCCAGCGUGGGCCAGGAGGGCGUGUACGUGGACGUGUCGGCCGAGCUGGCGGGGCAGGAGUGCGACCAGCUCGGGGAGCCGACGAGGAGCGGCUUGGUCCUCGCCACCACUACCUGCACUGUGGUCCUGCUCACACCUACCAUGUUGGAGGGCCGUCCGACGGUGACGUGUCGCACACUGCGCCCGCCGAGCGGCUGGCUGGGGGGCAUCGGCCGCCGCGUCUCGCUGCUUUUCUUCGGCUCCAUGCCGGCCAACGCCGACACUAAGCUGGUGGGCGUGGUCGGGGCGGAGGAGUGCGUGGCGCUGGUGGCGAGCGGGCCGCAGCUGCAGCUGUGGCGCGGCGCGGAGCUGCACGAGCACCACCUGCACCGCGCGCUCGCCGACGCCACGCUGCGCGCGCACCAGGGACACCUGCCGCACCAAGGUACCCACAUGGACCUGAGCGGGCUGGAGGUGACGGCGCUGGACGUGCACGCGUGCGGGCCGCACUCGCUGCUGCUGCUCGUGGCCGCCGUCGGCGUUGCGCGCUCGCCCGACAGGCGCUACGCAAUCGUGGAGCUGGACGUGUCGCAGCCGCAGCGCGUGCGCGUGCGCUCGGCGCGGGCGCUGCGGCCGCCGCGCGAGGACGUCCGCCCGCCGCGCUGUCUGCCCGCGCCCGCCUGCCCGCUGCUCUACGCGCCCGCAUACCUCGCCGUCCUCACCGGCUCGGGCUCCAGCGAGAAGAUGGAGUGCAUCGAGGUAUCUGCGGAGGGGGACCGCGUGCUGGGCGGCGCGCUGUGCGCCGGCGUGCCGCUGAUCUUCACCCGCCAGCACGGCGUGCUCGCGCUGCGCUCGCCGCGCGCCCGGCACCUGUCCGUGUGCGACAGCCCGCUCGGCUCACCCGCCGCCGCAGACCUCUACGACGGUAACCUCUCCAUGUACGAGAUAGAUCCCAACGAGAUCAACGCCCUGGCCACGGAUCCUCGCAGCAAAUUGAAAUCCGCCUUCCUCUUUCACCUGCGCCGGGAGCCGGCGGCUGCGCGCAUCCUCGCCGAGGAGUUCCCUGUGCGGGGCGGGGGCGGGGCCGGGGGCGGGGACACAGUGGACGCCCCGCUGGACGCCGCGGUGGCGGGCGCUGCGCGAGAGCUGCUGGACGACGCGCCCGCCGGAGACCCGCGCUGGCGCCGCGCCGCGCCCCGCUCGGUCGCCGCGCUCGGCGCCUCCGCCGCGCUGCAGCUGGCCGCGCAGCUCCGGGACAAGGCGCGGGCCUACGCGCUCUUCCUCGACUUCCUGCGCGCCCACGGCCUGUGGCGUCGCCUCGCCAACGUCACCAGAGAGUGCGGCGACGGCGCUAUCGGCACGCAGCAGCUGCUGGGCGCGUACGGCGAGCGCCUGGCGGCCGCGCGCGCCCUGCGCCGCCUGCAGGAGGAGGGCGCUCACAUCGUGGACGCGGCCGUGCACCAGGUGGCGCAGGGGGCGGAGGGCGAGGAGGAGGAGGAGGCGGCGGCGCUGCUCGCCGGCGCGCUGUCGCCCGACGACGUGGCGUUCCGGCGCGUGUCCUGCGCACACCGCCUGCUGCGCGCCGCCGCUCGUCUGCCGCCCAGUGCGGGGGACGCGCGCGCUGACGCCGCAGCCGCCACCGCCGCGAUGCGUCUCGUCGCCGGCGUGCUGAGCGAGGUGCAGACGUGGCGCACGCAGUGGGUGUCGGCCGGCGGCCCCGCGCCCCCCGCGCGUCCCGCAGACCCCGCGCUGCGCCCCGCCCUGCUGCAGCUGCACACGCGCGCCACCACCGAGGUGCUGCGCGCCUGCCCCGAGGCGGGUCUGCGCGGCGAGCUGCUGGAGGCGAGCGCGGCGCUGGCGGACCUGCUGCUGGCGGACGCGCUGGCGCACGCGCAGGCGCACGCUCACGAUCCCGCCUUCCACGCGCUGCGCCGCGACCUCAUCGCGCCCUAUGUGGAGGCGGGGCAGACGCAGCGCGCGGCCGCGCUGGCGGAGAAGUUCCAGGACUUGGAGCUGCUGGUGCAGCUGUGCGUGCAGGACGGCGACCUGCCGCGUCUGCACAACUACAUGGACAAGUACGCGGAGCAGGGCGUGGCUGAGAUAGCGUUCGCGUGGCUGGCCUCGGGCGGAGGUCCGCGACGUGCGCUGCUGCUGCGCGAGCUGGGCGCCAGAGACCCCGAGCGCCUCGCGCGCUGGCUGGCCGCGCGCCCGGAGCGGGCACAGCUGCGCGCGCUGCAUCUGCUGGCACGUCGCCGCCCCGCGCCCGCAGCCGCCGCACUGCUGCAGCUGCUCACCCCCGCCACCACCACCACCUCCCCCGCCCCCGACAACACACACACAGUCAACCGCACCACGACGAUCGCGUCACUGGCCAAGCUGUGUCUGCUGGCGUCCGAGGAGGAGGGCCCCGAGACACGCGGAGCCCUACAGGAGGCGGAGGCGCAGCUCAGCCUGUGCGAGCACCACCGCGCUCUGCCAGCAGCCCUGCGCCCGCCCGCGUCCACCGGGGACACCGACUGGCCGCUGCUCGGCGCCCAGCGCCUGCUGCAGCUGUACAUCGAGUCUGAGAGCGAGGCGCUGACGGAGUACGACUACAAGAAGGCUCUCGACCUCACCGACUUCAUUGAGGAGCCGGAGCUGCGCGAGGAGCUCAGGCUGCAGGUGUGGUGCGCGUGCGCAGUGCGGGCGCGCUGGGAGGAGCUGGGCUCGGAGGCGGCGGCGGGCGCGCUGCGGGACACCGCACUCUACCGCCUCGCCGACCUCGUGCAUCUCAUGGGCGGCGACGUGCGGGCGAGCCUACCGCCGCUGGGCGCUCUGCUGGGCGCGCCGCGACUGGCCGCCCGCGCCCACGACCCGCGCUUCCACUUCGCGCUCAAGCUGGCCUACGAGUACAUACUGGAGGACCACCCCGCCCCCCGAGACACGCCCCCCACCACACCCCCCACUACACCCCCCGCACCCCCCGCCAUACACUCCUACUGA